This is a messenger RNA of Lycium ferocissimum, 1236 nucleotides long. Its product is annotated as fasciclin-like arabinogalactan protein 1. The coding region runs from base 130 to 933 and encodes 267 amino acids. The record is from RefSeq and is a predicted model, not a curated record. The transcript has a single exon. Lineage: Eukaryota; Viridiplantae; Streptophyta; Magnoliopsida; Solanales; Solanaceae.
UCAAACAUAAAGGAUCAUUUUCUCUCCCAAGCACACACUUACUACUUCAGUUAAGCAUCACUCAACUGACCAUUCCACUCUACACAGUAUCCAUUAGCCAUAGCCUCUCUUUCACUCUUCCAAAGAAAAAUGAAGCUCCAAAAUGCAGCCACAAUGGCCAUUUUUCUUGCAGUCAUUUUUCCAUAUUGUUCCUCUCAGAUCAGUAAAAUCAAACCAUCCGCUAAAGGUGACGCCCCAGCACCAGCAAUGAGCUUCACAUCUAUAAUGUCAGCUCACGGAUGCAAAAAUUUCGCGGAUAUACUCUUAGCUUCCCCAGCUGAAAAAACAUUCGAAGAUAAUCUCCAAGGUGGUGUAACGAUAUUUUGCCCAACCGACGAUGCAAUAAAAGCAUUUGCGCCAAAAUUCAAGAACUUAACUGCUGAAGGAAAACAAUCCGUUCUUGAAUAUCAUGGGGUUCCAGUGUACAAUUCUUUAUCGAGUUUGAGAACAAGUAAUGGUAUGAUGAACACGUUAGCUACUGAUGGAGCUAAUAAUUACGAUUUCGUUGUUCAAAAUGACGGUCAGGAUGUGACGUUGAAGACUAAAAUAGUGACUGCGAGGGUUACAGGGACCGUAGUUGAUAAAGAGCCAUUAGCUAUUUUUUCUAUUGAUACUGUUUUAGAACCUACUGAAUUAUUUAAAGGUGCACCGACACCUGCACCAGCACCAGCACCUGCUCCUACACCUGAGGCUGAUGCGGAGAGUCCUAAACCGGCCGGGAAGAAACAUAAGUCCCCCCCGGCCCCGGCUUCCCCGGCGGAUUCUCCAGCAGGUGGGCCCACAGAUAAAGUGGCCGAUUCAAAGGCGGAUGAUAAGAAUGGUGGAUUUAGAUACAAUGCGGGUGCAAUGGUGGUCCCUGUUUUGUUCGUUUGGUUUGGAAAUUUAUUGCUGUAAUUUUAUCUUUUCUAGUUUUUUUUUUUUUUUUUAAGGAACAGAUUUGCUGUGAUGUUUUGGAUCUGAAAUAAGAUUGGCCUAUAUAAGAUGGCUCUCGAAUUGUAAUUUGUACUUGUAGCAGUAGGAUUUUUUUUUACCAGGUUUUGUGAGUUUUUUUUUUUUUUUUUUUAAAUCACUUUGUUGCUGUAAUUUUGUCUUUUCUGGUUUUUUUUUUUUUUUUUUCCUUUCUUUAUAACAGAUUUGCUGUUUAUGUCUUAGAUCUGAAAUAAGAUUGGCAAAUGUACGAUGGCUCUUGAAUUGUAA